AUCCCCAAAAGUACUGCAUAAAAUCCAUCCCUAGAUACUUUCCCCUUCACUGAACACACACAGUCUAUAGCACUAACUCAAGCUCUACUUUCUCACUUCAAUGGCGGAAGAACCUAACAACACACCACCACCACCACCAGAAACUGAACCAACACCCGACCCCGAAAACAACACCCAAACCAAACAAGAAAAAGGUUCAAAGAAGAACAUGUUCAAAGACCUCAAAGUGAAACAUGUUACAGGGAUAUUAUCAUUGGUAUCCUUUGUGUUUUCACUUCCGAUCCUUGCUUCUGUCACUUGGUUGCUGUAUAUGAAAAGUUAUGACUGUGAGUGGUUGUUUAAGUUGCCGAGGUUACAGAUUGGGAUCAGUGUUGGGUUGAUUUUAGUGUUCUUGGUUUGUAAUGGGGCGUUGUUGUUUCUACGGGCACGGUGGCCGAUGGUGGCGAUUAUUGUUGUGACGGUGCCGUUGACGUUGAUGUUUACUGUUGGACUGGCAUUGCUUGGUUCUAAUAGUUUGGAAUCGAGGAGGGUACCGGCGACGCCGUUGUGGUUUAAGAUGAAGGUUGAUGAUGAUGGGCUUUGGAAUAAUCUUAAAGGGUGUAUUUAUGAUGUUCAUGUGUGUCAAGAUUUGGCUGCUUCGUCGAUGCCAUUGAAACCGAGUGAUUUCAAUAAGAAGAAAUUAUCAUACGUUGAGUACAAGAUGUUACCCCUUUCCACCAAAUACCUCAUGGAUAUCUCGCCUAAAGUCUUUUCAUUAGAACUCUUUAGUGGUGACUCCUCGUUCGAGCGAACACCUCACUCAACAGAUCCCAACAAUCCGUCCACUUAUGUGCCCUUUUUUUUAAAGUCCGGAUGUUGCACACCACCAGAAGAGUGCCACAUGCGGUACGUAAACGCCACUUUCUGGGAAAAAGACGAUACACCGGAAACCGAUCCGUCGGUAAACGCCGACUGUAAUGCAUGGAACAACGACAGGGACGUAUUGUGUUACGAUUGCCAAAGCUGUAAACAAGGUUACUUCAAGGCAUUGAAAAGCAAAUGGUCCAAACUUGGCGUGUUCUUGGUUUCCAUGGCGGUGUUUCUCAUAGCUUGUCAUAUGGCUCUGUUCUUGGCUACCAUGUGGGAGAUCCACUGUACAUGAUGGUAGAGCAGUGAGACAGAGAUGCAUGAAAAGGUUCAAUUCUUUGGUAUUUUUGGCUGUAGCCCUUUUUCUUUUGUUUUUUGCUAUUUAAUCCUUAGGGUUUCACUUGGUUAAAUAACUAGUUUUAAUUGCUAGACCCUAGACGUCUUAGAGGAGAGUAGUCAUGUUUUUGUUUUAGUACUAUUCCUAUCGUUUUGGUGUAUUUCGAUGUAUCAUUUCAGGUUAAAUGGUAUUUAAUGCUUUGU
Messenger RNA from Gossypium arboreum, 1386 nucleotides. RefSeq names its product tetraspanin-15. The record is from RefSeq and is a predicted model, not a curated record. Gene Ontology annotation, cellular component: plasma membrane; plasmodesma. NCBI's taxonomy places the organism in Eukaryota, Viridiplantae, Streptophyta, Magnoliopsida, Malvales, Malvaceae. Bases 101 to 1141 code for a protein of 346 amino acids. Gene Ontology annotation, biological process: auxin-activated signaling pathway. The transcript has 3 exons.